Messenger RNA from Pseudocercospora fijiensis CIRAD86, 840 nucleotides. RefSeq lists its product as uncharacterized. The transcript has a single exon. The record is from RefSeq and is a predicted model, not a curated record. The coding region runs from base 73 to 840 and encodes 255 amino acids. NCBI's taxonomy places the organism in Eukaryota, Fungi, Ascomycota, Dothideomycetes, Mycosphaerellales, Mycosphaerellaceae.
GUCCCACAGCCAAGUCUACAUGCUCAUAGAACUUAUCUAUACCGAUCUAGGGGAUGAACAAUCCCUCCCAUCAUGGCCGACGACGAAUGGACAUACGUCGCGAAAUCGAAGAAAAGUCAAGCCCGCAAGCCCGCAAACUCGCACAAUCCACCGGCUCGAGAUCUCACCAUCGACUCGCUCACCACCGAGUUUGCCGCCAAAUCGAAAACAUGGAUGCAAUCGAGCUGCCGCAAAGCACUUUCCACACUCCUGGGUCGCGUUCGUCCAGACACAGGCUGGAACAUCAGACGCGCCGUGUGCCUUGGCUGCGGCAGCUUGAGUCGCGACAACGUGGAAUGCAGGAGGAGAAGUGUCUGGCAAAUGGUAGUAUUUAUGGGAAUCGUGAAAGAGCUUGGGAUUACAGAGAUGUAUGCGCAAGAGCCCGCGUUUACUGAGCUGGAUGAGAAGUUUCUCGGAACGCUUGAUGUGAAAGUGCUGGGAAUGACUACUGGAGAUGCUGCCCUCGGUCCUGCGAAAGAAAUUCUCGAGCCUGAAGCACUGCUUUUUGAGCCUUUUGUUGAUAUGAAUGCGGGAAUGGUGCAAGAGCUGCUUCAAACUGACGUCGCUCUGUACAUUGGAAGCUCGAUGAAGGGGCUGAUUGAGAGGGGAGCACGGGCGGAGGCCACAGCAGCAUCACGGAAAAUCUUGGCCAGCGACAUCGAGGCAGGAAUACUAGCGAAAAGGUUCUGCGAUGGGAGAGGUGUGUAUCGAUUCCCGAAUUUUGAAGUGGAUCCGAAUAUUUUCGACGGCAUGGGCAUCUAUUGGAAAGAGGAAAAAGACAGUGAUGAUGAUGAAGGUUGA